Molecule: messenger RNA, 2258 nt
Organism: Oncorhynchus kisutch (coho salmon)
Lineage: Eukaryota; Metazoa; Chordata; Actinopteri; Salmoniformes; Salmonidae
Product: M-phase inducer phosphatase 2
Exons: 11
Coding region: 238-1878 (546 amino acids)
Biological process (GO): positive regulation of G2/M transition of mitotic cell cycle; positive regulation of G2/MI transition of meiotic cell cycle; G2/M transition of mitotic cell cycle
Cellular component (GO): cytoplasm; nucleus
Molecular function (GO): protein tyrosine phosphatase activity
Source: RefSeq, a predicted model, not a curated record
UUCCUCAGAGCUUGAGUGGUGCCUUGUCAGGGAGAGUACACAGCUGUGCAGCUCUCUGACAGAAUAUAAAAUAUGUACUUUUAUUAGGACAAGAUGUUGUUGUAAGUUUGGGUUUUUCCAAGACGGGGUCUGCAAACAGCUUGCCAUGGUUGUUUUGUCUUUAGUACACUCAUUCUACAAAGUUUCCUAAUUUGUUGCUUGACCAGCAGACCCGACAGAGUCCCGGGCCUUUCCUCCAUGUCGGACACGGUGAUGACCUCGCCUUGCAUCAACCUCUUCUCUCCUGGACCCACACAUCUACUGUCUCCCGUCACUAAUCUGGCCCUAAACAUGAACAAUCUAGCUGGACUUGGGAGCCAACAGUGUGAUACUCCAAAGCGGAAACAACGUGUUCCCCUUCUGAAGAUUCCUUCCGUCGCCUCUGACUGCUCCUCUGAUGCAGGUGUUGGUAUGGAUUCCCCCAGCCCCAUGGACCCCAUCCAUGUUGAGGAGACGUUUGAGAAGGCCGUUCUCCAUUCUGGAAGAGUUGUCAAUGAAAACAUGCCAAUCCGAAGAAUCAACUCUCUGCCACUGCAGCUGCUGGGCUUCAGCCCGGCUCUGAAGGGUCCGGUCCCCGGGAGCCAGAGUCAGCAUCGCCAUGGGGCCUUUGGACGGCUCGGUUCAGCCCACGAUACAGCCACCUCCUCUGGGCACAGCGGUCACGGUGGACAGGGAAACAAGGAGAACCAGGAAAGCUUUGAGUUUAAGAAGCCCACCAAGCCCAUGUCACCCUGCCGUAUGAGGUCCUUCCAUAGUGAAGGAGAGGAGAACAAGGACUUUGCCCCCUGGCCCAAGGACUUUGGCCCAGCGCUCGUGCUAUCUCCGUCCCAACACCUCAGCUCAUUGGGUGACAGAAGACCCAUCUUCCCGCAUCGCUGCUCCCUUGACGACGACGGUUUCCUUGACAUUCUGGAUGACUGUGAGGAGGAGUGUGACAUGCCCAUGGGGAUGUCCAGCCUGCUGACCGCUCCGCUUGUGAGGGACCGCACCACGCCAGGAGAUGACUCGCCCGUGGUUCGUUGUCGGCCUCGGGGUCUAUUCCGCUCGCCCUCCAUGCCCAGCCAGGCGAACCGCACACCUCUGAAGCGCCCCCAGGAUGAGAACACGCCUGUCAGAGUGAAGAGACGACGCAGCCUGGCGGAAACUCAUGGCACCACCAUGGACCAGGACGACAGCUCUCCCAGCAAGAUGGUAUGUUCUGAGCGCCACAUACAACGCUCCAAAUCAUUCUGUAACCACACAGAGAUUGAGAAGCUGCUGGACAAGGAGCUGAUUGGAGAUUUCACCAAAUCCUUCGCCCUGUCUACCGUGGAGGGAAAACACCAGGACCUCAAAUACAUCAGUCCUGAGAUGAUGGUGUCCGCUCUGAGCGGCCAGCUGCAUCAUGUUGUCGAGAGGAUCGUGGUGAUUGACUGUCGCUACCCGUAUGAGUUUGAGGGGGGCCACAUCAAAGGAGCCCUGAACCUCUACCAGGAGGAGCAGGUAGAGGAGUACCUCCUACGCACCCCGAUCGCCCCCCUCUCCCCUGACCACAGGGUCCUCCUCGUCUUCCACUGUGAGUUCUCCUCAGAGCGAGGGCCCAGGAUGUGUCGUUUCGUACGUGAGAGGGACAGGGCGAUGAACGAGUACCCUAACCUGCACUACCCAGAACUCUACGUCCUCAAGGGCGGCUACCAAGAGUUCUUCCAUCACUUCCGGAUGCAGUGUGAGCCCCAGGGGUACCGGCCCAUGCACCACCAGGACUUUAAAGAGGACCUGAGGAAGUUCAGACUGAGGAGCAGUACCUGGGCCGGGGAGCGCAGCAAGAGAGACCAGUACAGCAGACUGAAGAAGCUGUGACCCUACUGCCCCCCUGUGACCCUACUGCCCCCCUGUGACCCUACUGCCCCCCUGUGACCCUACUGCCCCCCUGUGACCCUACUGCCCCCCCGUGACCCUACUGCCCCCCCGUAACCCUACUGCCCCCCCGUAACCCUACUGCCCCCCCGUAACCCUACUGCCCCCCCGUAACCCUACUGCCCGGGGGGGUUGUGAUAUAUAUAGUAGGGUUAUAUACACCACGGCUAAGGGAAGAUAUAGAAAUGUAUUCAUGUCUACAUUUGUUUUUACCACUUUUAUUCUAUCAGACAACUUAAUGCAUUUAAAUUAAAUUAAAAUUAUAAAUUAUAUUAUUUGAGCUAACCGUAUAUAAAUAAAACCAUUACUCUUUUGAAAGUUCA